GGGAGCAGGGGGUGUAUGCAUGGUUGCAAAGUGGGGAACUGGGUUAGUGGGGCUCCCGGCCUGUGCCCUGGGAACUGGGAAAGGCCACGGAUACUUAUAGCGAUGAAGAACGUCGCCUGGGCAUGGAGGGGCGGCAGUGGUGCACUGGUGGUGUGGUGAGCCGAUGAAGUUGUGCCUCCUCAGGAAGAAAAGGAAGUUCUGAAGGCAGAAGAGCCCUGGGGCUGAGAUAAAGGGGUUCCCAAGAUGCAAGGAAGGGAAUCGAUUUGGGGGAUCGGCCGUUGCUAGGAAGGCUCAGGGUACUGGAUGGGUGACGCCUUGGGGGCUGACAGGCGGAAAGGCGGGAGCCCAGAUGUCCUGGGGUCGACCAGAUGGAACUCAGGUGUGGGCUGGCCAGAGUUCCUUUGAGGGGCAGAGGUAGGCCCUUGGACUGUGGGCUAAGGAGCAGUCGGGAUGGGGACGCUCAAAAGAGAAGGAGAUCCUUAACUUUUGUCCCCUCCGCCGCUCCCAGCUGCCGCUCCUGAUGCUGCUGCUGCCGCCGCGGCCGCCCCACCCACGGUCCUCCUCCCCGGAGGCCAUGGACCCGCCGCCCCCCAAGGCGCCCCCUUUCCCCAAGGCGGAAGGCCCCGGCUCUACCCCUUCCUCGGCGACCGGGUCCCGAGCCCCACGGCUGGGCCGCCACCUGCUCAUCGACGCUAACGGGGUCCCCUACACGUACACGGUGCAGCUGGAGGAGGAGCCCCGGGGCCCGCCCCCACGCGAGGUGGCCCCUGGGGAGCCCGGCCCGCGCAAGGGCUACAGCUGCCCGGAGUGCGCCCGUGUCUUUGCGAGCCCGCUGCGGCUGCAGAGCCACCGCGUGUCGCACUCGGACCUCAAGCCCUUCACGUGCGGCGCCUGCGGCAAGGCCUUCAAGCGCUCCAGCCACCUGUCGCGGCACCCCCAGCUCCAGGCCAUCCUGCACGGGCAACUCUAG
This is a messenger RNA of Echinops telfairi (small Madagascar hedgehog), 970 nucleotides long. RefSeq names its product zinc finger protein 580. Gene Ontology annotation, molecular function: DNA-binding transcription activator activity, RNA polymerase II-specific; RNA polymerase II cis-regulatory region sequence-specific DNA binding. Gene Ontology annotation, biological process: regulation of transcription by RNA polymerase II. The record is from RefSeq and is a predicted model, not a curated record. Lineage: Eukaryota; Metazoa; Chordata; Mammalia; Afrosoricida; Tenrecidae. The transcript has 2 exons. Gene Ontology annotation, cellular component: nucleus. The coding region runs from base 521 to 970 and encodes 149 amino acids.